AUGAAACCAGAAACUUUAGUUAUGAAAAUAAUAGAAGCUAUGGAAACGAAAUCGCCGACUCUAAUAACUUACAGCGGUAAAAAAGUGCAUAUAACCCAAAAGAUUAUCGAUAAAUACAAACAUUGCAAAGUCAGAGACGAUAUAGACUUGGAAAGAAUUGAUGAGAAUUUAACUAAAAAAGGUGGAUUUUUACCUUUCUUACCUUUAAUCUUUGCUGGUUUAGCUGCAGUCGGUGCAACUGCUGGUGGAGCUGCUGGGAUAGCCAAAGCUGUCAACGAUAAGAAAGCUGAAGACGCUGCAAACGCCGAAGCACGGAGGAGGUUCGGGAGUAGGAGAUAUAUUAGGGACGGUUAA
Messenger RNA from Lottia gigantea (owl limpet), 354 nucleotides. RefSeq lists its product as hypothetical. The transcript has a single exon. Bases 1 to 354 code for a protein of 117 amino acids. The record is from RefSeq and is a predicted model, not a curated record. NCBI's taxonomy places the organism in Eukaryota, Metazoa, Mollusca, Gastropoda, Lottiidae.